Adineta ricciae is the source of this 489-nucleotide messenger RNA. The record is from the annotation of a GenBank genome assembly. Lineage: Eukaryota; Metazoa; Rotifera; Eurotatoria; Adinetida; Adinetidae.
AUGACCGAACAACAAUACCAUACUAUAACAAGUCUCGAUUAUGAAAACAUCUCCGAGCUAGAUGCGCCGAACUAUCUGAACAAUGACUUCAAGAAUUCAAUGGAGAUUCUCAUUGCCAAACAUAUCGGAACCAUUUCGAAGAACUACCAAACCGAACUUGAUCGACUAUCAUCGUAUACCUAUUAUCCACCAAUGGAUGCGAAACAGAUUCGCGAUCUGACAAUUGCUAAUAUCACUACCGAGGAGAUCAAACGUCAUCUAGCUGAAAAGAUUUACAAAGAAUUAGAGAUUAUGUUUGAAACAACAGUUAUGAAAUGGAAUUCAAUUGUUCAAGCAACAACGAAGAGAUAUGUAACGACUUCAGUUGAACAAUCAAUUGAUAUCUUCCGAAAGCAGCUAUCAAAAACCAUUCAGAAUGAUGAAAAUCAAGCAAAUAACAUUAUCCUUCAACGUUUUAUAUUAGUGAAUAAUCAACUGAAACUAGUUUAG